UUUUUUUUCUUUCCAUUUCAACACCCCCCGCGCCUACUUGUUUGCAUGCCUGACUAACCGCUCGCUCCCCCACUUCCCAUUUCUGCAGACACCUCUUGGAACGGAACUCGCCGAGUUUCGUCACCGACAGCAGCAAUCAUCCGCUUUCCCAAGCUUUCGAUGGGCUGUCAGACGUCUAAGGACGUCCUGCCCAACAGCUCCAGCGAGCACGAGCAGCGCCCCAGCCUCAGCCAGAUCUUCCUGCAAGCCGCCUCCAAGCAACAGGCCCGCGAUGAGAGCGGCGUGGGCGCGCAUCGACCGCCCACCAGCGACUCGCACCGCGACGUCUUCAGCAUCUUUGGCGAGCGUGGCAUGGCACUCGAGGCCGUCGCGUCUCCGUCUGCCAGCAACUGCUCACCUGCCAGUCCGAGUGGCAGCGUCUUCUCCACUGCCACUACUGCCUCAGACACCGAGCGCACACUGGUACUGCACCGACCAGCAGGCCAGUACUUCCCGCAACUCCGCGUGAGUUACGGCACCUAUUCCGACACGGGCAUUCGCAAAAACAACGAGGACAGACAAGCCACCACAUCACGGAAAGUGGACGACGACCUCGUAGCCUUCUUCGGACUGUACGACGGUCACGGAGGACCCGAAGUGGCCGAAUAUCUGGCCGAAAAGCUGCACGAAAACGUGUUCAGUCACCUCCAAAAGCCCACCAACGAGCCGGAAUCUGUACGGAGUUUGCCGCCGGCUGACAUUGAAUUGAGCGAUGCUGUCCGGACAGCUUACGCCGCUACAGAUGAAGAAAUUUUCAAGCAGCAAUUGCCCAGCGGAUCCACUGCAGUAUCGGUAGUGAUCCGCGGCACCACGGCUCUGGUGUCCAGUGUAGGGGACUCGCAGAUCGUAUUGUCCACGAACGGCCAGGCCAAGGAUCUGUGCAUCGCCCACACUCCUGAUCUCUCCAGUGAACGGGAUCGGAUCCUUAAAGCCAAAGGACAGAUCUCCAAGGGCCGCAUCUACGGGAUGCUGGGAGUAUCCAGGGCGUUCGGAGACAUCGACUUUAAGACCGGACGAGGAGAAUUCAAGAACAGAUUCAACGGUGACCUGGUUUGCGCCACGCCCGACCUCGUGGUCCACGAGAUCAAGAGCCAGGACGAGUUCAUGGUGCUCGGCUGCGACGGCCUCUACGACGUCAUGGCACCUCAGGACGUAGUGAACUUCGUGCGUGCCAAACUGGGACUGCAUGGCGACGUGCAGCACGCAACCGAAGAGCUCGUGAGCCACGCCAUCGCACUCGGAUCCACCGACAAUGUCAGCGCUAUCAUUGUGUGCUUCAACCAGGACGAGCAGGAGGUCGUGCCUGUGACGCCCAUCGAGGCGGCUCAGGCGGCCGAGGCUCAGAAGAAGCGGGCGGCUGCUGCCACUGUGGGCUCGGUGUGAAACCAGUAUUCCAUUCAUCUAUCAAAUCAAGCGCGGCCUACAAAUGUAUCAUAGAAAAUGGCAACGCUGCUGCAAGCGGAGUCGUAACCCCGUGUACCAAUAGUUAGUUUAUCUAGGUCGCCUUGGCCAUGCAGUAUUUACUAAAAAAAAUGUUUGACACCUUCGA
Molecule: messenger RNA, 1588 nt
Organism: Phytophthora nicotianae INRA-310
Lineage: Eukaryota; Oomycota; Peronosporomycetes; Peronosporales; Peronosporaceae
Exons: 1
Coding region: 160-1422 (420 amino acids)
Biological process (GO): protein dephosphorylation
Molecular function (GO): protein serine/threonine phosphatase activity; cation binding
Source: RefSeq, a predicted model, not a curated record